CGACUGCAAGCGCCGCCACCUGAGGAGCCCUGUAGCCGGAGCAGCGGCAAGCUCCUCCCAGUUGUCGCGAGACUGGCCAGCCUCGCGAGACCUGUCCUCGUCCCUGACGGCGGGAGCUCGCUCCCGGCACUAUGGGGGGGCUCUGGCGUCCGGCAUGGAGGCGCGUUGUUUUCUGUGGCUGGCGCUGGAGCCACCCUGGGUCCCCGACCAGGGUUGCCGAGAGGGUAGGGCCGUGUCUCAGGCCGGGAAGGAGUGGGACAGGAAGUGCUGAAAGGGGGCAGAGGCGGCUUGGGACAUGGAGGUGCCCGAACCCUGGCCGGGAGUUGGCCCUGCAGCCGCCAAGGCGGCCGAAGAGCACGAACCCUUUCACACGCGCCCAGGAGGAAGACUGGCGGCGUCGGAACAAGACGGUCCUCACGUACGUGGCCGCGGCCGCCGUGGGCAUGCUGGGGGCGUCCUACGCCGCCGUGCCCCUUUAUCGGCUUUAUUGCCAGACUACUGGUCUUGGAGGAUCAGCAGUAGCAGGUCAUGCAUCAGACCAGAUUGAAAACAUGGUGCCUGUUAAGGAUCGAAUUAUUAAAGUCACCUUUAAUGCAGAUGUGCAUGCAAGUCUCCAGUGGAACUUUAGACCGCAGCAAACAGAAAUAUAUGUAGUGCCAGGAGAGACUGCACUGGCGUUUUAUAAAGCUAAGAAUCCUACAGACAAACCAGUAAUUGGAAUUUCUACGUACAAUGUCGUACCAUUUGAAGCUGGACAGUAUUUCAAUAAAAUACAGUGCUUCUGUUUUGAGGAACAAAGGCUUAAUCCACAAGAGGAAGUAGAUAUGCCAGUGUUUUUCUACAUUGAUCCUGAAUUUGCUGAAGAUCCAAGAAUGGUGAAUGUUGAUCUCAUAACUCUUUCUUAUACUUUUUUUGAAGCAAAGGAGGGGCAGCAGCUGCCGGUUCCAGGCUAUAAUUGAAGUCAGCACCUAAGUCUUGCUUCAGAUUUGUGAUUUUUGAAAAAUCAUGUAUCUGUAUCUUGUCUUCUCAGGGGAGAAGUAUUCUACAGUAAUGUGAAGCUAUUUUAAAUAUUUAAUGCUGUUUUUUUUUCCCAAUUUACCCUACUUAAAAUUGAACGGUUUCUGUCAUAAGGAAUCCACAUGCCUAUUUAGAACGUAUGACUGUUCAAAACCAUAGAGUAAUAUAAGUAAUAUUAAAAGUAAUAUUGAUAAGUAAUAAUAAAAGAAACUGCUGUUUCUUAAAUAUGUAGGCAUGGACUUGAUGGUUCAGUUUAAUUCUGUUUGCUCCCCUUACAGAUUACUAGCCCUUCAUACUUGUAGCAGUGAGUAUUUUUAUUAUUCCCAGGGUUAUCUGUUUUAGGCUCCAGGUCAUAACUUCUGCCCAUUUUUAUUAUUUCUAAAAUAGUUGCUUACUACUUUCUUUUACUGUGGAUAGUCACUACUUUAAAAGCUCAAAAUGGAAGAAGAAUCACUUAACCCUAACAGCUUGCCCAGAGAUUACAUUCUGACUUCAGAUUUGAGUAUUUUUCCUUUAGGCUCUAGGGCUAUUUUAUAUUCUGAAAUUUUGGCAUCAUGAAAAUGAAAUAAAAUGCACAAAUGUUUACUAGGGUUAUAGCAUUUCCUAUGAUAGUUCAAGUCCCUGAAUGUUAAAAUAUAAGUGUGGAAUUGUGAAGACUCACAUCAGAAGUUCUAUGAACGAACUCUGUUAAAAAAAAAAAAAAAAAAGUAUUGUUUUAAUAGUAAUUUGUCAUUGUAAUUUAU
This is a messenger RNA of Leptonychotes weddellii (Weddell seal), 1760 nucleotides long. RefSeq names its product cytochrome c oxidase copper chaperone COX11 (gene COX11). Gene Ontology annotation, molecular function: copper ion binding. The record is from RefSeq and is a predicted model, not a curated record. Lineage: Eukaryota; Metazoa; Chordata; Mammalia; Carnivora; Phocidae. Gene Ontology annotation, cellular component: mitochondrial inner membrane.